Molecule: messenger RNA, 297 nt
Organism: Funneliformis caledonium
Lineage: Eukaryota; Fungi; Glomeromycota; Glomeromycetes; Glomerales; Glomeraceae
Source: the annotation of a GenBank genome assembly
UUAGAAGUAAACUUCAGCAUAGAUAGGGAAGGCGAGCAUCAAAUAGAUUGCUACCAGAUAUUUGGUUCGGGAAUCUGCCCUAUAUGCGCCAAAAAGCAUUGGUAUCUGAAAGGCAAAUGGUGGAUUGAUAGUCAAGGAAAUAAAAAAUAUUAUUUGAUUUGCGAUAAUAUCAAAGAGCCGGGAAUCCCAGUUGAUGAGGCAUUAGGAGUGUAUUCAGAGAACACUGUCCUAAAUCAGCCCAUUCCUUGGAGUUAUGCUCUUAGGUUCCUAGAUAAAAGUAUAGCAGUAGAGGCGUGA